Molecule: messenger RNA, 2765 nt
Organism: Pelmatolapia mariae (spotted tilapia)
Lineage: Eukaryota; Metazoa; Chordata; Actinopteri; Cichliformes; Cichlidae
Product: arginyl-tRNA--protein transferase 1
Exons: 12
Coding region: 53-1576 (507 amino acids)
Biological process (GO): protein arginylation
Cellular component (GO): cytoplasm
Molecular function (GO): arginyl-tRNA--protein transferase activity
Source: RefSeq, a predicted model, not a curated record
CAAGGCUUGCCCGGUCACCUGUCUCAGCUGUCAGCUGUGCUAGAUCUUAAAGAUGGCAGGAAAUAAGUCUUACACUAUAGUAGAAUAUUUCGGUGGAGAAGAUGGCUACCGCUGUGGUUACUGUAAAAGCCAAACGGGAAACUUCUCUCGUGGGAUGUGGUCCCACACCAUGACAGUACAAGACUACCAAGACCUCAUAGAUCGAGGAUGGAGAAGAAGUGGGAAGUAUGUUUACAAACCCAUAAUGCAGAAGACAUGCUGUCCACAGUAUACCAUCAGAUGCCACGCUCUGAAAUUCCAGCCUUCCAAAUCCCACAAGAAAAUCCUGAAGAAGAUGAACAGAUUUAUAUCCAAAGGGGAGCUGCUAAAGGGGCAGGAAGAUUGUGCAGGUGAGCCAAUGGACUCGGUGUGUGAAGAGGCAGGACCACAGGAACUAAGUAAAGUACUUUUAAAGUGCACUGCUCUCACAGACAUUCAGAAGGAUGCUACAGAGUUUCCAUCUACCACAGAAGUUCAGAAGGAGGCAGCAGAUGCCACACCUACAGGCUCGCAAACAUCACAAAAUGAUCCAGUGUAUGUCCCAGGUGGGACAACAACAUCCACAGCUCCCAAACCAGGGAAUGGAGCCGAUCCUAGCCGCCCGCUGUGUAGGAAGGCCAAAGAGUUGAGGAAAGAGCGGCGUCUUCAGAAAGAACAAAUGAGGCAAAAUGGCGACGGUGUUUCUUCCACUGUCUCUCCUACCCAACCCACUCCUAGUCAGAACAACCAAUCAAAAACAUUGGAAGACUUCAUCAGCGAAUCAUUGCCUGAAAACUCUGCUCAUUGCCUUGAGGUGAGGCUAGUGCGCUCCAAUCCCCCUAGCCCGCAGUUCAAAGCUUCUUUCGACGCCUCCUACCAGGUGUACAAACUCUACCAGAUGGCCAUUCACAAGGACCCUCCUGACAAACCCACCGAGAGCCAGUUCAAGAGAUUUCUCUGUGAUUCACCGCUAGAGGCAGAAUACGCUCCAGAUGGGCCUGAGGUGGGCUACGGCUCCUUCCACCAGCAGUACUGGCUGGAUGGACGCAUUGUGGCAGUGGGGGUGAUUGAUAUCCUGCCUACCUGUGUGUCCUCCGUCUACUUGUACUACCAUCCUGACUUUAACUCACUGUCUCUGGGCUCCUACUCUGCUCUCAGGGAGAUCGCUUUUACCAAGCAGCUGCAGAAACAGUCUCCCAAGCUGUCCUACUACUACCUGGGCUUUUACAUUCACUCCUGCCCCAAGAUGCGGUAUAAGGGGCAGUACCGGCCUUCUGACCUCCUGUGCCCAGAAACCUAUGCCUGGGUAUCGAUAGAGCGAUGCAUCCCCCUUCUUGACAACUCCCGCUACGCUCGUUUGACCCAGGAUCCUGAUUCAGGAGAUGCUCGGGCCGUGAGGGAUUUGGGCAGAGCUCUGGUGCUAUACAGACGGACUGUCAUGCCCUAUGCAGCCUACUCCCGCAAACGCAAGGGCUCCAGCGACGAGAUGGAGGUGCAGCAGUACGCCAGCUUGGUUGGCCAGGACUGUGCUGAAAGGAUUUUGCUUUAUCGCUCGUAAACACACCGCAUCAUAUUACCUUUGAAUAAACGUAAAUACAUACUCCCUCAUCUGUUUCUGUAUGUCGCUGUUUAUGAAAGUGCUUUCUGCCGCCUGUCCACGUAGUCUCACCGUGCUUGCCCUCCUGUAUAUGCUGACCAUGCAGCGGCCGAUGGCAAUCUACUGCAUGUAUGGCCUCAUUCACUUAUUCAUUUAUGAGUUAUAUUUUUUUAAUCUGUGAACACUGCACCACUGUUCUGGGUUCAUUCUUUUUUGUGUGCACCAUUUUGAUUUACUACAUGGACAAGUUUAUUAAAUGGUAUUUUUACUUUAUGUAGCAGGGGUGCAAAGGUACACAGAAUUCAGUUUUGUAGGAAACUAUUUGGAAUAGAUUCGGUGUAUUUGCAGUACAGCAGAGAACAGAAAAGAAUGUGUUAUUCUUUUAUUUUCAAAAAACUUUUCCAAAAUUUCAACAAAAAAUUUCAAAAGUUCCUAAUUUGCUGUAACUUUUUUAACAGUUUAAUGCUGCAUAUGGUCAAUGAGAAGAAACUCAAUUAGAAGAUAGCAGCCAGCAGAGUAACUGCAGCUACACUGCUGCCUUUCUCUCUUAUGUCACACCGUGGGACGCAACCAUCUUGAUUGAUAAAAACAAACUGUCAGUUUAAGCUCAACUUGUAAUAAAUUUGCUUUACAUCUGCUAUAGCUGAGGUACAGCAACUGGUGUAAAAAAACAGGUCUAGACAUAAACAGAUGAGCCAAAGAAAAAUUUAUACUGAACAGACUGACUAAUGCAAUCAUAUUCAUGUACCCUUACGCCCCUAUCACAUAUCCUCCCUUUGACUUUUUUUCUUUCUUUUUGGCACCUCUCUUAAUUGUGUAUGCUUCAGUGCUGAUCUGAAAGAGUGUUUGACUGCACCCGGGUUUGUAUCAUCAUCGCCACUGACACUCACUAAGCAUGCUCUUUUUUUCUUUUUUUUUAAUGCCUGGUGAUUAAAACAUUUUCUUUUAUUAUUAUUGUUAUUAUUAUUUGCAUAAACUGCCUCCCAAAAAAAUUCACCUCAGCAAUGUAAAGAUUUUAUCACUUGAGUUCAUGCUUGAGGUCAAGCAAACAAGACAUUGUUUUCAAUACUUUUGAUUUUAAGUGUUGCUUUUCUUUUCCUUUUAAUAUUGACUGUUAUUUUUGAUUAAGUUGAAUAAAGGAGUUACAGCC